Molecule: messenger RNA, 5921 nt
Organism: Ictalurus furcatus (blue catfish)
Lineage: Eukaryota; Metazoa; Chordata; Actinopteri; Siluriformes; Ictaluridae
Gene: ylpm1
Product: YLP motif containing 1
Exons: 21
Coding region: 256-5586 (1776 amino acids)
Biological process (GO): regulation of telomere maintenance
Cellular component (GO): nucleus
Source: RefSeq, a predicted model, not a curated record
UGAGCUGCUAAUAUUUGACUCUCCGGAGAAACGGGGGAGUUUUCGGCAGAUCAGAGGCAGUAAAUCCGUGAAUAAUGCGCGACUGUGUGGACUCUCAUGCUGGGAUUACUGGGUGCGAGUCUUAACCUGGUUAUAAACUGGCUCUGUGCCGUAAAUCGUGAGUAAAGUCCGCUGGCCGGCUUUAUGCCGCUCUGUUAGUAGGCUAGGCUAGGCUAGGCUAGGCUAGGCUAGGCUAGGCUAGGCGUUUUCUCCAGCAUGUAUCCUGCAUGGGGCGGUUAUAGCGGUGGAGGCCCGCAGCCUCAGCACUUCUCUCCACGCAGUCAGCCGUUUCGCGGCCCGCCUCCGCCAGCAGGAGGUUUCGGGGGAUAUGGAGCUCCAUCUCCGGCGGCAUCGUCCAACUUCUCCAGUCUACACGAGCAGCACCUCCAGCAGAUGCAGCAGCUGCAGCAGCUCCACCAGAGACAGCUCCAAUCCGUGCUGCACUACAACAACAACAAUGCUAACACUGCUAACUUCAGCGCUGCUCCGGGUCCGGCGGCUCCUCCACACUGGACCGGACCUCCGGCAGGAUUUCCACCGCCUCCGGCUCACUUUAACCCGGAUCCUUCUCAAAACAGAGGCCCACCUGAACUCCCACCUGUACCUCCACCUGCGCCCAUCACUUCAACACCAACACACACCUCGAACACCGCCACCACCAACAAUGCACACACCUCCUCCUCCUCCACCACAUCCACCGCGCUGAGUGAUGUAAGUACACAUCCAGAGCCGAAAGAGAAGGCCACCGACCUGUCCGCCAUGUCGCUACAGGAGCAGCAGGAUUACUGGUAUAAGCAGCACCUCCAAAACCUUCUGAAGUUGAAGAAUGAGAAGGCAAAGCAGGGUAGCAGUGACGCGGCCUCACAAGGAAACACCGACAUGCCACCAGUCCCGCCCCCGCCCAAUGAAGCCCCACCCCCUCCACCACCUACAGAGGAGCCUCCUCCCCCUCCCCCACCUGACGACAAGCCCAGCAUGGUGGAGUCUGCAGACCCGGCGGAGGCAGCAAGGUUACAGCAGUUGCAGGCAGCAGCAGCUCAGUGGCAGCAGGUUCAGUACCACAGAGCAGGGUACCAGUACCAGGCCCUAAUGCAGGAACAUACACAACUCCAGCAGAUUCUCCACCGGUACCAACAAGUCAUCCAGCAACCUGCACAUAUACAGUCUAUGCCUGUAGACAUGCAAUUGCAGCACUAUGAGAUGCAGCAGCAGCAGUUUGCUCCAGUGCUGCAGGACUGGGAUAGACACUUUAAGCUCUGGCUGGACCAGUUCCAGGCGUAUCCCCACAAAGACCAGUUACAGGAGUAUGAAGGUCAGUGGAGACAGUGGCAGGAGCAAAUGAACUCCACUUCAGCACAUCUAAACGAGCGAGUGACCACACUGAGGGGUAUGAAACAGCCGUAUGGAACUGGUGACUCUUACGGAGGUAUGGUGGGACCGUAUGGACAGCCUCCUCCUUCUGCACCAGACAUGGGCUCCUCUAUGGCACCAAACAGUAGGGAUCUUUCCUCAGGCCCUCCUCAGGGCACACAUCCAACCAAUCUUCCAGGAACAAAUGCUGUGGAAUUGGGUCCACCUCCAGGAUUAGAGGGUCCUGUUGGUCCACCCGGAGCAGGGGCAAGACAGCCUGGUCCUCAUGGAAGGUUUGAAGGCCCAAGAGGUCCAAGGUUUGAAGGUCCUAGAGGUCCGAGAUUCGAACCACCAUCACAACAACGAUUUAGUGGACCGCCCAGAUUUGAUGUUGGUCAGCGCUUUGGCAUGCCUCCCGGAGGUAAUCAGAUUCGAUUAGGACCUCCAGGUAGAUUUGAGAAUCCUCUGAGGCAGAGUCUACCUUCUCGCUUUGAGAGACCUCCUGGACCACACCUGGGUCCACCCACAGGCCCACCUCCACUGUCUGGUGGAGGUCCUCCACCAGGACCCGGUUUGUCACAAGAUAAGCCUGUUCCUGUAAUUCAGACUAAUUCGCAGCUGGGUAAACCUGAUUCUUCUCAGGGUUCUGUACCUCAGAGUGUGACCACAGGCAAGAAUGAAAACCGAACCCCUCAACCUGAAACGGAACAAAAGUCCAUGUCAGAUGAUGUAAUAGAUUCAGAAGAUGGUUUCUUUGUUCAAAGUGAUCCUAUUCCUCAGUCUCAGGCUGACAAAGGCAAGAAGGCUGAGACAGUCAGACAGGCUGCUAAGGAGGAGGAAUCAAAAAAUGAUACCUCCAAAACACCUGCAUCAACCUCCUCAUCCACAUUUGUCCCACCAACGCAAACCCCAAGUACUGGCAAUAAAACCCCAGAAGCACCAAAAAAUAUCAGUGCAUCACAACAACGACCACAGCCUCAACAAAUCCCAUUCCAAUCUGACAUGCCCAAGGAACCUCCUGGUAAACCACAAGUGAUGAAUCAGAGUGGCCCUCCACGUGCUCUCCGUGGCCGGGGGAGGGGUCAAGGUCCUUUACCGUUGCGAGGAAGAGGACGUGGUCGAGGACAAAUGGGCAGACCUAUGGGUCCUCCAUCUAUGUCAGAUCCCAAUUAUCAUGUGGAAGAUGCUCCAUAUGACCAGCAACCACCAAUGGAAGAGGAUUUUGGUUGGGGGGACCAUUCCCAAGAACCACAUGAAAUGAUUGAUGACCAAGAAGCUCAUGAGAUUUGGCAGCCAGAAGAGCAUCACUUCCAGAAAGAAUAUUAUGAAGAGACUGAAGAGCGAGCACCACCUAGAGGUCGAAUGGAUCCUCCAGAGGGACCGCAGGAACACUGGGAAGAGGAACAAUCGGAGUAUUGGGAGGAGGGAGAUCCAUACUGGGCAGAGAGAAGACCUCCAAUGAUCCGUCAUAGACCCUCUUUUGGUCCUGAAGGACCUAGGCGUCCUCCUUUCCAACCACGCUUUAUGCACCAUGGUCCACGACGUCCUCCACCACCACUGGAUAUGGAACGUGACCCACAUGGCCCUCCUCCUCACAUGGGGCCUCGCUUCCGACGUGGUGGUCCAGGUCCCUGGGGGCCACCACCACGCCAUGACAUAAGACGGCCCCCUCCACCACCUCAUGAAUUGUUGGAGCGGGAAUCACCUGGGUACCAUGAAGAAAUGGACAGAGAGCCUGGUUGGCCUCAUGCACAUAGCCGAGAACCAAGGCACCUUCCUUUACCCCCUCAUGAAAUGAUAGAGAGGGAUAUGAGAAGGCCGCCCAUGCGACCACAUCCAAUGGCAAGGGAUAGGUGGAGAAGACCUCCACAUGAAGAUCCUCAGGGAGCAUAUGAGCAAGAAUAUGGCACGGAGUUUGGCCAUGAGGAUGAUGGGUAUGGAAGACCUCCAUCUGAUUUCCGUCACCGGGAUUACAGGGAAGACGAAGAAUUUUACCAAUCGAGAGAGGAGUGGAGACGAGAACAUCCAGAUUGUGGUUUUCCUCUACAUCCACCACGUAGGCCACCACCAGAUCACCUCCGAGAUGAUCCCUGGAGGGAGGAAAGGGACGGACCAUUCUCGUACGAGAACGAAGAUCGAAUUAGGGCAGAACGAAGAGGACCUGGUUAUGCCGACGGAACUCUGUAUAGGGAGAGAGAUCAGGAACCUCCCUUCCAUUCUCGUCCUGAUUGGGAAAGACCUCCACCACCUCCACUGCCAGAGAGAGUGUACCCAGGUCCCACUGAAGAAACUCGACCUCUUUAUGAUCGGAACCCAGAACAUCCCAUAGCACCACAGAGCGGUGUUCCAGAAGCUCCACUUGAUCAGAUGUCACCAGGUGGAACCAAAACUGUUCUUGCGCUUUCUCAAAGGCAGCAUGAGAUCAUCCUCAAAGCUGCUCAGGAGCUGAAGAUGAUAAGAGAGCUGCAAGAGAGUAAAAAGGUUCUGGGAGAUGCUUCUAAUCUGGAGUCUACUGGACUUCCACCUGAAAUUCCUGCUGGUCUCCUUGGUCUUGAAAUUCCACCUGAGGUCAAAACUGCCCUUCAGGACGUUUCCGGUAGACUCUUGGAAUCUGGAAUGCACCAACCAAACCAAGUUUCAGAUUUCCUCCAUACAGCAUCAGCACCACCUCCUAAACCCACCUUCAUUGCUAAAACAGUGGAUUACGGUCAUGGUCAUGAUGUGGGGGCCAAGGUGGAAAGGAUCUCCUACGGGGAGAGGAUAGUACUGAGGCCUGAUCCACUGCCAUCUGAUCGACCGUAUGAGAAAGAAUUGCUUGGACGUCGUGAUCCAUACUACGAUAGAAGAGGAGAUCCCUUCGGGGAUCAGCGGGAGUAUGGAAGAGAUCGGGAAAGAGAAAUCUUCAGAGACAGGCCGUCCUUGGAUUACGAUAGGGAUCGACUUGAAAGAGAGCGCUACUCCAGAGACGAGAGGCCACCCCCAGGCCCACCUCGCCCUGCUUACCGGGAACGAGAGAGGGAUGUAAGAGAGCACUCGAGUCGCUCCAGCCGGGAUCGGGAGCCGUAUAACCGCCCAGGCUAUGAACGAUCAUCAUAUGAAAGAAGUCUUGAGCGCUAUGAUCAUGGGGCUUCAAGUUAUGGAAGUGACAGGAGGAGUUACCCUGAUGAACCUCCACCUCCCUCUGUUCCCCAACGUUUGGAGAAGAAACCCGAGACCAAGAACGUUGAUGAUAUUCUGAAACCACCUGGACGAGCGAAUCGUCCUGAUAGGAUUGUGGUAAUAAUGCGAGGGUUACCGGGAAGUGGUAAGAGCCAUCUGGCAAAGCUCAUCCGGGAUAAGGAGGUGGAGUUUGGAGGAGCUCCACCCAGAGUGCUCGGCCUCGAUGACUAUUUCAUGACUGAAGUGGAGAAAGAAGAGAAAGACCCUGAUACUGGGAAACGUAUUAAAACUAAGGUCCUUGAGUACGAAUAUGAGCCAGAGAUGGAGGACACCUACAGGAACAGUAUGCUGAAGACCUUCAGGAAGACUCUGGAUGAUGGCUUCUUCCCCUUCAUCAUCCUUGAUGCCAUCAAUGAGAAAGUGAAGUACUUCGACCAGUUCUGGAGUGCAGCCAAGACCAAAGGGUUCGAGGUGUACGUGGCCGAAGUCUCCGCUGACCAUCAGACCUGUGCCAAGAGGAACAUCCAUGGACGCAAGCUGAAGGACAUCACAAAGCUGGCGAACAGCUGGGAGUCGGCCCCGGUGCACAUGGCACGUCUGGACCUGCGCUCACUGUUGCAGGAUGCUGCCAUUGAGGAGGUGGAGAUGGAGGACUUUAACCCAUCUGAGAUGGAUGCUGCAGCUGAGGAGAAGAAGGAGGAAGAGGAUGAGGCAGAUCUGGGAUACCUUCCCAAAAGCAAAUGGGAGAUGGACACAUCCGAGGCCAAACUGGAUAAGCUGGAUGGUUUAGCUGGAGGAGGUAAGCGGAAGCGAGACGUCUCGGCUAUGGAAGACUUCUUACAGCUGCCUGAUGAUUACGCCAGCCGCAUGUCCCAACCGGGGAAAAAAAGGGUGCGCUGGGCCGAUCUGGAGGAGCAGAAGGACGCUGAUCGGAAGCGAGCGAUCGGGUUUGUAGUGGGACAGACGGACUGGGAGAAGAUCACUGAUGAGAGCGGACAGUUAGCUCAGCGUGCGCUCAAUCGCACUAAAUACUUUUAGAGCCGUUUGUACUCGUCCUCUGUACACACAACACACGGUUCUUCUCUGUGGCGGUCGUGAUGGGGAGGAGCUCCAUGCUGUGAUUAUCUGUUAUGCAGAUUAGGCCACGCCCAUCUCUGACAGUCCUCUACAGUAUCUUAAAUGUUUUCUUAGCCUGAAUGUUUAUUUUUUUUUUAGUUUUUUAUGUGUUAAUCAGGUGAUGUCCUGCAGUUAUUGAUGUUUAUUUGAUGCGAGGUGUUAGCCUGUGUUUUUGUUUUUUAAUCUAUAUUCUCCAUAUGUUCCUCUCAGACUGUACUCUCUCAUACACACACCAAUAAACAGCACAGUAAACAGUG